Molecule: messenger RNA, 801 nt
Organism: Helobdella robusta
Lineage: Eukaryota; Metazoa; Annelida; Clitellata; Rhynchobdellida; Glossiphoniidae
Exons: 8
Biological process (GO): positive regulation of kinase activity; protein phosphorylation; multicellular organism development
Cellular component (GO): signaling receptor complex; axon
Molecular function (GO): ATP binding; transmembrane receptor protein tyrosine kinase activity
Source: RefSeq, a predicted model, not a curated record
UUGGGCGAAGGUGAAUUUGGUAAAGUGGUUAUGGCAAAACUGAAAGUUCAACAUUCAAAAAAUCACACUGAAAUUAUCGAUGUGGCCGUUAAAAUGCUGAAAGAUUGCACAAGUGCAGGCGAGUACCGAGACCUGCUGUCUGAGUUCAAUUUGUUGCAGCAAGUCAACCACGAAAACGUCAUCAGGUUGAUCGGCGUGUGUAGGAGCCCCACUGCUCCGUUAUAUAUUAUCGUCGAAUUUUGUAAAUAUGGUUCACUUGGCUCUUAUCUAAGAAAAUUUCGAGUUAAUUGGCGCUAUUCCAAGUCAAGUGAUGAUGACAACAAUCCGGACAAUUCAACGGGACACGGAAGAUGCGAUUUAUUGAAAUUUUGUCUUCACAUUGCAAGUGGCAUGCAGUAUUUAAACUCAAUGCAUAUUGUCCACAGAGAUUUAGCUGCUAGAAAUAUUUUGGUUGGGGAAAAUAGAAUUGCCAAAAUUUCAGAUUUUGGACUGAGUAGAGAUGUUUAUGAGGGAGAUGCCUACUUCAAAACUAGCAAGGGACCCCUUCCCGUUCGAUGGAUGGCCCCUGAGUCAUUGUACAGCCGUACGUACACCACAAUGAGUGAUGUGUGGUCCUAUGGAAUCGUACUCUGGGAAAUAAUAACAAUGGGUUCUAACCCGUACCCUGGCAUAUCAUGUGAAAAAUUGAUGGACUUGCUGAAGGAAGGAUACAGAAUGAAAAAACCCUUGUCCUGUUCAGACGAAUUGUUUGAUGUGAUAUCGUCUUGUUGGAAUGACGACCCUAGACUUCGACCAUCAUUU